Molecule: messenger RNA, 1637 nt
Organism: Hemibagrus wyckioides
Lineage: Eukaryota; Metazoa; Chordata; Actinopteri; Siluriformes; Bagridae
Gene: dctd
Product: dCMP deaminase
Exons: 6
Coding region: 113-751 (212 amino acids)
Biological process (GO): dTMP biosynthetic process; dUMP biosynthetic process
Cellular component (GO): cytoplasm
Molecular function (GO): zinc ion binding; dCMP deaminase activity
Source: RefSeq, a predicted model, not a curated record
CUGCGAUCUGAUUGGUCCGCGUUAAUGUUUCCGCGGGAAUUUUUUUUCUUUUCUUUUCUCUGCCGCGUGUGUGUGUGUUGAUAUCUUUAGCUUUUCGUCUAUAAAGUGCAGGAUGAAUCUAGAAGAAAAGAAGACAUGCGAUUUAAUUAACGGCACAGGCGUUCCUGCCCAGGCCAGGAAGAGGCAGGACUACCUGGAGUGGUCAGAGUAUUUCAUGGCUGUCGCAUUUUUAUCCGCGCAGAGGAGCAAAGAUCCGAGCUCACAGGUGGGAGCGUGUAUUGUAAAUCAGGAGAAUAAGAUUGUGGGGAUCGGCUAUAACGGGAUGCCUAAUGGCUGUGAUGAUGACCUCUUGCCCUGGGCUCGCUCCGCUGAUGACAGACUGGACACUAAAUAUCCCUAUGUGUGCCACGCUGAGAUGAAUGCCAUCAUGAAUAAAAACUCAGCAGAUGUGAAAGGCUGCACCAUUUAUGUUGCUCUGUUUCCUUGUAACGAGUGUGCUAAACUCAUCAUCCAGUCAGGUAUUAAAGACGUGGUUUAUUUGUCAGAUAAAUACCACUACACCCCAGAGAUGGAAGCUUCCAGAAGACUGCUGGAUUUGGCCCGUAUUACAUACAGGCAGUUUCAGCCGAAGAGGAAGAAGAUUGUGAUUGAUUUUGACUCUGUUGGUCCCUCUGCACAGCGUGAGUGUAACGAAGACUGCACACCGGCGCUAAACGGCAACAGUACUGAAACAACUAACAACCAGAACUGAAGUACUGAAACUCGGGUCUUCUAUAGGAUCAGUGUUUUUAGAGAUUUUAAAUUCUUCAUAUACUGAACAUCCCUGAGGUAUUCCAUGACCGCUCUGAGUUCUGAAAUGCUGCUAUUUGGUCUUUGAGUGGAGGUUAGGAGAAAACCUGAUUAUUAUUCAUAUACCAAAAAUUAAAAUGAAUGUCAAAUACUGAAAUCUUUAGAGAUUAACUUAGAGGAAUAUCUGAAUAACUAUCACGUCAAUGGACUAAAAAAGUAUAAUCAAAUGGAACUGUAAUAAUGAAUGUUACUGAGGAGUUGAGAUACAGAAACAUUAAAAUAAAUUAGAACUGAAAUAAACGUAUCUUAAACCUCGUAUUAUUAAAGUACUGCAGGCUUUCAGUAGGUUGAGAUUCUGAGCUACUGAAAGACAAAUAAUCACUACAGAUCCUUUAUAUAGAAAUACAUUAAAUACUGUACUGAAAUGGAACAGGUAGAAAUACUUCACUCCCAGAUAUGGUUUAUUUUUACUUAAUAAAGUGCUGAAAUACCUACUGAAAUCCAAAAGGAUUCAUAAGAUUGUUUCUUCUUCUCCUUUUCUAUCUUGGUGCAGGUUUGUCUUUGCUCUCUGAUUCAUUACAGGCACUGUGCUGAGUUUAGAUGAAUAUAUGGUUUUAAAUGAAUUAAAGCUUUGAUAAAAUAUUAUCCAACCUUUCACUCCAAUCUUUGGUUUUAUGUGAACAAAUAUUAUUCAUCUUCUGUUUUAAUGUAUGUAAUUUUCCACCUUGUUGUUUUUAAUAGUGCAUGUUAAAUGUGUUAUGGAGGGUUUUGGGUUUUAGACAUUUAAAGCUAUAAAGCAGUACUUUGUUGUAGCUAAGGCAACAGAUUGUUCUGGAUUAAAUAUUUUU